AUGGCCAACUUGCUCACCAUCAAUGCCGCCGCUGGCACAUGCGAGGAACCACUCGACUUUGAUACCUUAUUCCGAGAGCAGUUUGCACCCUUGCUUCAAAAGUUCAAAUAUCGGCUAUCGCAAUUCGAGCAAUCCAUUAGCAGCAAAAGACUACAGAAUUACAGUCGCACCAAAUUGAAGCGUGCCUAUGAGCUACUCGAGAAACUAGACGAGGAAUGGCAUCAUCGUUGGGAAACAGCAUGUUCAUUAGCAGCCGACGAUAAAAAGAGCAUGCAGCAGGCAUUGAUAGCUUUGGAACAAUCGUUGACCGACAAAUAUCGAGAACUCGAAGCAAUGCUUCUAUCAGCUGCUGAAGACAAUCAUUACACGCUUGAUGAUACCAUUGAUGCUGUCAUGUCCAAGAUUGAAGAAAUCGAUAGCAGAAUUUCGGAUGCCAUUGAAAGAGCAGCUGAAAUGGGCACCAAGAUGCAUGAAAAAAUCAACAAGGCCGGUGAACAUGUCAAGGUUGCUAUGGCCAAGGGAGCUCGUCAGUUGUUGCACUAUGAGGAAUUGCCUGUACAAUGGCGUAACAACAAAUACAUCCACACGGGGUAUCGCUUCCUAUCAACUCCGGCCCAGUGUUGCCAUUCACUUCUCUAUUUGCACAACGAAACAGGCAACAUUUACACCCAUCUCAUUGGCUUUGUUGUCUUCUUCUGCAUUGGCAUCUAUGAACUCUUCUAUUCAACCUUAUUGACCGAAGCCCACGUGAUCGAUCGUGUCAUUUUCGCCGUCUUCUUUGUCGCUGCUUGCAAAUGUCUCAUGUGCUCCACUGUAUGGCACACUCUUUCCGGCAUCAAUGAUUAUGCAACAUUCAAACGUGUAGCAUGCCUUGAUUACGUUGGCAUUUCAGUACUCAUUUGUGCAAGCGUUGUUUUGACUGAAUACUAUGGCUUUUAUUGUCAAGAUCAAUGGCGUAAUACCUACAUGGUUGGCACUGGUACGCUAGCAGUUGCAGGCAUCUUUAUUCCCUUUAUGGAGUGGUUUGAUCGUGUUGAAAUGCGGUGGCUGCGAAUUACGUUCUUUAUUGCCAUGGCGGCUUCUGGAAUUGUACCACUGGGCCACUUGUACAUCAACUAUGGCGCACGGACAUUAUUCGAUUGGCUAUCGCCCGUGACCAAAUCAUUGAGCUGUUAUAUCCUAGGCGUCGUUGUAUAUGGCAACCAAUGGCCGGAGGCUUUUUGGCCUGGUAAAUUUGAUCACAUUGGUCAUUCACAUCAAUUGUGGCAUCUUUUUGUGUGUGGCGGUAUCUGGUUCCAUUAUGUUGCCGCCAUCAGCUUUUACGGUCAGCGGCAUGAUUUUGGAGAGUGUCCAGCAGCUGCCCCUGGAGCUCUAUCAUAA
This is a messenger RNA of Lichtheimia ornata, 1380 nucleotides long. RefSeq lists its product as uncharacterized. NCBI's taxonomy places the organism in Eukaryota, Fungi, Mucoromycota, Mucoromycetes, Mucorales, Lichtheimiaceae. Gene Ontology annotation, cellular component: membrane. The transcript is spliced from 3 exons. The coding region runs from base 1 to 1380 and encodes 459 amino acids. Gene Ontology annotation, molecular function: signaling receptor activity. The record is from RefSeq and is a predicted model, not a curated record.